AUGAGUGAUUUUGAAAAGGCCGAAGCUGCGACUAGUUCAGUCCAUGCUACUGAUGAUCAGUUUGAAUUCUUCCAACAGACUAGAGGCCUCGAGUAUACGAAAGAAGAGGGCAAGAAAGUGUUAAGAAAAAUUGACAUUCAAAUAAUCCCAAUUUUGUUUGUUAUUUAUGCUCUUCAGUAUCUUGAUAAAAACAGUAUCAACUUUGCCUCUGUUUAUGGUCUAAAAGAAGACACCCACCUCGUUGGACAAGAUUAUUCAUGGCUUAGCUCAAUAUUCUACUUUGGCUAUAUGUUUGCACAAAUACCAGCAGGAUUUCUUAUUCAAAAACUACCUGUUGGCAAGGUCUUGGGAGUCACGACCAUAGUAUGGGGUGGUGUCCUUAUGACAACUCCGGCAUGCCACAACUUCGCUGGAAUCGCUUCAAACCGCUUCAUCCUCGGCAUGGUAGAAGCCAUCGUCAGCCCAGGACUUGUGCUGAUGAUGGGCAUGUGGUACACAUCAAAAGAGCAGCCUUUGAGACUUGAAGCAUGGUAUUGCACCAACGGUAUUGCUACCAUGUUCGGUGGACUGAUUGGUUAUGCCGUUGGACACAUCACAUCCGGACUGCCGCAGUGGAUGUAUGUCUUCCUCAUUUUCGGAUCUGCUUCCGUUGCAACUGGAAUUUUCGCUCUUUGGUUCCUUCCAGAUCUUCCGUCCACUGCAAAGUUCCUCACGGAGCGACAGAGAGCCAUUGCCGUUGAUCGUGUGGCUUCGAAUCGGCAGGGAGUGAAGAGCCAGGAGUUCAAGUGGUAUCAGGUGCGACAGACAGCGCUAGACCCUAAGACAUGGCUUCUGUUCAUCCUAGCAGUCGGAGCACAAGUACCCAACUCAGCCCUAACGAGUUUCACAUCUAUCAUUGUCAAAUCAUUUGGCUUCGGUACUCUUGGAAGUCAAUAUAUGCAAAUCCCCGGCGGCGCAGUGCAGUUUGUCACCAUCCUCGCCGGUGGAAUCAUUGCCACGAAAUUCGACGGCAAGUUUCACUCGCGAAGCAUUUGCAUGAUCGUCGCCUGUCUCAUCUGCAUUGUCGGAGCAGGCCUGCUUGUUGGCCUUCCGAACGACAACAAAUGGGGUCGUCUGGUCGCUCUAUGGCUGUGCUAUUUCCAGGGUCUAGGAUUUAGUAUGAGUUUGACAAUUGUUUCCUCCAACAUUGCCGGCUACACCAAGAAGCAGGUAACAGCUGCUAUUCUUUUCAUUGGAUACUGUGUUGGAAAUAUCAUCGGGCCCCAGACCUUUAAGAGUUCAGAGAAACCGGGCUACCACAGUGCCUACAUUGCUAUGCUCGUUGGCUACUCGGUCAAGCUUUUUGCGAUUAUAGCCUUGUACCUGUACAUGCACUACGAAAAUAAGCGCCGAGACCGCGAGGCACUGGCUGCCGGCGAUCUUGGUGAGCAAGACGAGGGAGUGAGCAGUGGCAUGUUGGAUCAAACGGAGCUCGACAACAAGCACUUCAGAUAUGUGUUGUAG
This is a messenger RNA of Penicillium taxi, 1503 nucleotides long. Its product is annotated as putative MFS transporter. The transcript is spliced from 7 exons. The record is from RefSeq and is a predicted model, not a curated record. Gene Ontology annotation, molecular function: dipeptide transmembrane transporter activity; allantoate transmembrane transporter activity. Gene Ontology annotation, cellular component: plasma membrane. Gene Ontology annotation, biological process: dipeptide transport; tripeptide transport; transmembrane transport. Bases 1 to 1503 code for a protein of 500 amino acids. Lineage: Eukaryota; Fungi; Ascomycota; Eurotiomycetes; Eurotiales; Aspergillaceae.